CUUGUGGCUUUUUAUAAAAUUAAAAUUGUUGUGUUAAUAAUACCUACAAUUUAUUACUUUUAUGCUUAUUUUUUUAUUGACUCUUUAAUUGACUAUUUAAAAUAAGGCAAGUACAUUUAAUAAGAAAUCCGUGUUUUAUAAUUCAUAGUACUCAAAAAGUAAAUAAUAGUAUUCAGUUUUUUCUAAUUGUAAGUGCAAUAUGUCAGACCGAAAAGCGGAAUUAGAAAAAAAGAAAGCAAAAUUACAAGCCAUCAGAGAACAAAAAGAACGUCUUCGUAAAGAAAAAGAAAAAAAAGAUGUAAAUGGAGAUGAAGCAGUUUCUCGUGGUAUUAGUGUUGAGAAAGAUCAAGGUAAAGAAAUUGAUGAAAUGUUAUCAUCUCUCGGAGUUGCACCAGUUUCCGAUGUAUUGUCAAGUUUAACCAUUUCACCAAACAAAAGUGAAUUAUACAGUUCUAUGUCAACUCCUGAUUCUAGUAUCAAAGGAUCAUUACCUCAGACUCCUUCUACUUGUCCAAAACCAGCGAAGAAAGUUCGUGAGUUAUCAAUUGUUUCUUUAUCUUCUACUAAUAUUCCACCUAAAGAAGUUGAAUGCUAUACUAAAGCUGUUCAAACUACACAUUCAUCUAAUGAAAGAGACGGAUCCUGCACUUCUUCCCCUCUUAAAGGUUAUUUUGAAGAUUGGUGGAGGCCUAGAAAAGAUGGGGGCAAUAUUGGAAAUCAUGGAUCAUUCUCAUCAACAGCUCAAGCCUUUGGAUAUUACGACGAAUACAACUUAAAUCCUGGCUUGGAAUGGGAAGACGAAUUUACAGUUCUUACGUAUGAUGAUGGUUCUGGUCAAGCGGAAGAUGAAGAUAUCAGCCUCACAAAUUUGUCCACAUUCCAAAGCAAGCUACCUCCAGGUAUCCUAUCUCAAGGACUCCCACAGGUUAAAGAAGUUGCACCUGCUAUUACUUCCUUGGAAAGAGAACUAAUUGUUAAAGAAGAAACAAAAAAGAUUAGAGAAUUUAGUGAUGCAGAAAAAAUGAUGAUAAUUCAUUCUGAAGAUUUUCAACAAUUUAUGGAUCGUGCUGGACGUGUUAUGGAACGAGCUUUAUCUGAAAAUGUAGAUAUCUAUACAGAUUAUACUGGUGCUUUAGAUGAUAAUGAUGUAAAUGAAGAUAAAAGUAGUACUCGUUUAUCAUUGACACGCGUAUUUUUUGAUGAACAUUGGUCAAAAAAUCGCCUAGUUACAUCCUUAGAUUGGUCUCAACAAUUUCCAGAACUUACUGUUGCAUCUUAUAAUAUUUCUGAUGCACCCCAUGAACCAGAUGGUGUAGUUCUUAUAUGGAAUACUAAAUUCAAAAAGAAUUCUCCUGAAUAUGUGUUUCAUUGUCAGUCAAGAGUACUCUCAGCCACAUUUGCUAGAUUUCAUCCAAAUUUAAUUUUGGGAAGUACUUAUUCUGGCCAAAUAGUUUUAUGGGAUAAUCGAGCACAAAAGAAAACUCCUAUUCAAAGAACCCCUUUGUCAAAUACUGCACAUACUCACCCAGUAUACUGCAUUCAAGUUGUGGGCACACAAAAUGCACAUAACCUCAUAAGUGUUUCAACUGAUGGACGAUUAUGUUGUUGGAGUUUAGAUAUGUUAACUCAACCAGUUGAACGUCUUGAUUUAACUGCUAAACAAUCUAAAUCUGUUUCAGUUUCUACAUUUGCUUUUUUGCAUGAUGAUGUUAAUAAAUUUGUUUUUGGUAGCCAAGAAGGAUCUGCAUAUUCUGCAUGUCGGCAUACAAAAAAAGCUGGAGUUGUUGAAAGUUAUGAAAGUCAUAUUGCUCCAAUUACAGCCAUUGAUACCCAUUGUGUUGAAGGGAACACUGAUUUCAGUCAUCUUUUUUUAACUAGCUCAAUUGAUUGGACUAUUAAACUAUGGAAUAUAAAGGAAUCAAAACCAAUUCACUCAUUUGAAAACAACAAUGAUUAUGUAAGCAGUGUUGCUUGGUCUCCUGUACAUCCAUCUGUAUUUGCUGCAGUUGAUGUUACUGGCCGUUUAGACUUAUGGAACCUUAAUAAUAAUACAGAAUCACCUACUGCCAGUACAGUACUUGAUAAUUCACCAUUGUUAAAAAGUCUUAUGUGGUCACAGAAUGGAACUCAUUUGAGUGUUGGUGAUGAAUAUGGAAAAAUAUCUGUGUUUGAAGUUGGAGAGCAAAUGACACAACCAAGACAUGAUGAUUGGUCAAAGCUUUCUAACACAUUACAAGAAUUAAAAAGUAAUCAAACAGAUGAGAUGGAUAAAUCUAUUAACUACAGUUCAGGAUCAGUUUCCUCUGUGUUCUCUAGAUCUUCUAGUAUUUUGAUGAAAUAAAUAAGCUUUUAUAUAGUA
Sipha flava (yellow sugarcane aphid) is the source of this 2359-nucleotide messenger RNA. Its product is annotated as cytoplasmic dynein 1 intermediate chain-like. Bases 200 to 2341 code for a protein of 713 amino acids. Gene Ontology annotation, cellular component: cytoplasmic dynein complex. The transcript is spliced from 15 exons. NCBI's taxonomy places the organism in Eukaryota, Metazoa, Arthropoda, Insecta, Hemiptera, Aphididae. The record is from RefSeq and is a predicted model, not a curated record. Gene Ontology annotation, biological process: transport along microtubule. Gene Ontology annotation, molecular function: dynein light chain binding; dynein heavy chain binding.